Molecule: messenger RNA, 1547 nt
Organism: Aspergillus versicolor CBS 583.65
Lineage: Eukaryota; Fungi; Ascomycota; Eurotiomycetes; Eurotiales; Aspergillaceae
Exons: 5
Coding region: 45-1547 (500 amino acids)
Biological process (GO): transmembrane transport
Cellular component (GO): membrane
Molecular function (GO): transmembrane transporter activity
Source: RefSeq, a predicted model, not a curated record
UGGAAACCUAUCCAACCGGGCAAGGACUAUACCUGACAUUUACCAUGUCGAAAGACGAUAUCAAAACCAUCCCCACUGGCGAACAGCCAGUCUACGACAAGGGCGAAAUACUCGAAGCCAGUUGUGAUGAAACAGUAUCCCGGCUCAAAUGGAAGCUAGACCUGCGUCUUCUGCCCCUUCUAUGUCUGACCUACGCCCUGCAAUCCAUCGACAAGACGACCCUGAGUUACGCUGCCGUCUUCGGCCUCGAAGAUGACCUGCAUCUAACAGGGCCAGAGUUCUCCUGGCUAGGCGCACUCUUCUACCUAGGAUACCUGGUCUGGGAAUUCCCGACAAACAUCAUGCUCCAGAAGCUCCCUAUCAAUCACUUCAUGUCGGGAACUGUACGUCUUACCCUCCUGGUCAUCAUAUGGGGCGCAGUCCUUAUGUGCCACGGCGCCUCACAUAAUUUCGCAAGCCAGGCCGCGGCACGUACAUUCCUCGGUGCGUUCGAGGCUUCGAUAAACCCAGGUACAAUGCUUCUCUUCUCCAUGUACUACUCGCGCAGUGAGCAGCCUCUCCGCAUGGGCAUCUGGAUUGGCUCUGCCGGUCUGGGCUAUGUGAUUGCCGGGAUUGCGAGUUUUGGGAUCGGUCAUAUACACUCUGCUAUUGCCAGUUGGCGGCUGCUGUAUAUUAUAUGGGGUGCAAUUACCGUGGCGUGGGGAGUUGUUCUCUUAGUCUCCCUGCCGGGUUCUCCUCUAACGACGAGGUUUCUAAACGAGGGUGAGAGGGAGUUAGUCCUGGCUAGGGUCAGGAAUAAUGGAACCGGUGUUGAGGAUAAGAAGUUCAAGUGGCCGCAAUUUAUGGAGGCAAUGAUGGACCUGAAGACGUGGCUGUUGUUUCUAUUUGCGGUGGCUAGUAAUUCGCCGAAUGGGGGGUUGACUUCGUUUCAAGGGCUCAUUAUCAAAGGCAUGGGAUUCUCUACGUUGAGAACAACCCUUAUCCAGAUGCCGUCUGGUGCUGUGCAACUUAUCAUCUGCCCUCUCGCCUGCUUCUUCGCAACCCACUACCCCAACUCCCGCAUUCUAAUAAUGCUCCUCUGCAUUAUCCCCUUCCUAGUCGGCGUGCUGGGUCUAUGGCUCCUCCCCUCCUCAAACCCCUACGGCCGACUCGUUUGUCUCUGGAUCUCCUUCGCAUACACCGCCGCCUGGACCCUCUGCAUGUCCAUCGCAACGGCAAACACAGCAGGACAUACGAAGAAGAUCACUACAAAUGCCAUGGUGAUUAUCGGGUACUGCCUUGGAAACUUCGUGGGCCCGUUCUUCUUCAAAAGUGCGCAGGCGCCGGUUUAUCAACUGGGUGUUGGCAUGAUGUUCUUUUGUAUUGGUGUGCAGGUUUUCUCUCUACUUGGGUUGUGGGGACUGCUCUGGGUCAGGAAUUGGAAGAGGAGGGCGGUUUAUAGGGACAGGGGGGUUGAUGAUGGGGUUCGCCAGAUGAUGGCGUACGAGAAGGGAAUGAUGGAUGAGACGGACUUGGAGAAUGAAUAUUUCCAGUAUUGUUUGCUGUAG